UAGUUGCCUUCGUUUCCUUCUCUCCGUUUCGAAUGCUUCCACUGAUUGUGGUGUGUCAGUUCGAUAUUCUCAGAUCGGACUAUCAGUGUGCGUAUUAGGUUCCAGUGUUGGAUUCUCAUCCUUUUCGGGAAAAAUUCGAUUCCAGCUAAAUCGCGUAGACGUUCUCGAUGCCUUGCGGGAGCUGCAUGAGAAUGGAAAAAAGGAGUUUAUCGGAAUUGAUAAUAUGAUUAAGAAAACUCUCUCUUUUUUCAUCACCGAGAAACAUGAAAAGCUUGAUUUGGUUAACAGCAGAAGAAGCCGCGAAAAACAGGGGACGGGUUCUUUCGCUGUACCGCCAAAUACUGAGGAGCCUCAACUCCCCGAAACUGCAGCUCAGUUACGCAUCGAGGCUCGCAAAAAAAGCCGAGGCUAGAACCAUCUUCCUGUUCGGAGCCGAGGAGAUAUCCAAACACAACAUCGCCGACCUUAUCGACACGGCGGAGUAUGCUCUUUCCCAGCUGAAACAGGGUAAGAUCCCUAAGAACACCACUCAGUAUUGAGGUAGUAAAUGAGCUUGCCUUUGUCUCUCUCACUUGCAAUCGACUUGGGUUAGGGUUAGGUUUUUCAGACUGUGGUCUGGUUUCGAGUUAGAGAUACUGUUAUAAGUGGUCUGAGCCGAACUGAAAACCGAACUGAAUUCAGCUCAGAUCAGUUUGUAACUUGCGUAUCUGUUCGGUUUCGCCCUGCCCUAGACUAUGAAGCAGCUGUCCCCAUUUGCAAGAACUCAAAUCAUUGGCAAUAGCAAUCUUUUCUUCUUCUUU
Messenger RNA from Tarenaya hassleriana, 800 nucleotides. RefSeq lists its product as uncharacterized. Bases 264 to 539 code for a protein of 91 amino acids. Lineage: Eukaryota; Viridiplantae; Streptophyta; Magnoliopsida; Brassicales; Cleomaceae. The record is from RefSeq and is a predicted model, not a curated record. The transcript is spliced from 3 exons.